This is a messenger RNA of Thamnophis sirtalis, 493 nucleotides long. The record is from RefSeq and is a predicted model, not a curated record. Lineage: Eukaryota; Metazoa; Chordata; Lepidosauria; Squamata; Natricidae.
GGCAUGAAUAUCCUUUUGGAAUUAAAAUGAGCCACAUUCGUGACACUUUGCCCCUGACCCAGGGGUCAAAGGAUGGGGAUUGCCCUCUGGAUCUUCAGGGAGCCUUCCUAAUAGAACAGUUGCCCCGUGAGCAUCAGUGUCAGUUCAUUCUCAAGCCAAGUCGACUGACCACUGGGCAUCAGUUGAAUGAGUUAAGCCAAAAGCCAUUUAAACGGAAAAGAUCAAUUAUAAACUGGGCCUUCUGGCGAGAGACAGGUGCUCCAGUGGACCAUUUAGUUCCAUCUCCAACAUCUUCCAAAGCAGGAAAGCUGUUUGGCCUUUCCCUCUCGUCCAUCUGUGAGAAUGAUAAUCUGCCCAAACCCGUCUUGGUAAGUCUCUUCGACAUCCUGAGCAGAAUGAUGGGAACUCUCUGGCUAAAGAUGUGCACAAGUAGUCCUGGAACACAUUUGGGCUGUUGAGAAUAUGUAGCAGUCAAUCUCUUCAUUGAGAAAGU